This is a messenger RNA of Alosa alosa (allis shad), 9950 nucleotides long. RefSeq names its product sterile alpha motif domain containing 4A (gene samd4a). Gene Ontology annotation, molecular function: protein binding; translation repressor activity; mRNA binding. Gene Ontology annotation, cellular component: P-body. Lineage: Eukaryota; Metazoa; Chordata; Actinopteri; Clupeiformes; Clupeidae. The record is from RefSeq and is a predicted model, not a curated record. Gene Ontology annotation, biological process: regulation of mRNA stability; nuclear-transcribed mRNA poly(A) tail shortening; negative regulation of translation.
UCUAAAAACUCUAAUCCCUGUCAGUCGGCUCCGUAGGAUAGGCAAUGCGAUCUGUCCCUAGCUCCAUUCUCUAUUUUUGUGCUUCCUUGUGCUGCCAAGCCCCUGACGUAAUGCUUCGUGUUAAUUAUUAGCAUGUGGGAAGCUAUGCUGAGACUCUCUGGUUGAACAAGAGCAACUGUAGGGAGAAAAGUUAGUCAAGAUGGCAAAACACACUGACCCAGAGUGAAGGGGCACCGCUCCCCCCAAUUUUGAAAUUGUUGCGCCCGUCCAGCGACCAGCACCACCGAUGCAACUGUGCCUUGAAGUCUUGGGUGCUUCUCAGUGGAGAGUGCCAUCAGGAGUGGAGCUGAAGUGAGAAGCUGUGGAGUAGUGCGGCUCACUGUCCCGCCAACCGCGGCCCCCAGUGCCUAAAGGAGGUUUAGAGGGGCUCCCCUGGAGGCCCCUAUACCUUCCCAUCCUCCUCAUGUUCAGCUCCACGUCAAGCAAGGCAUCACUACGCAGGGAUGACACAACAGCCAAGCUCUGAAUAACAAAGCGCUAACCCUCAUGCACCAAGCACCGCGGGCCCAGGAAGGAAGAGGCCGACAGAAGAAAGGUCUGGAACCGGGACACGUUCUCCCGCUGCCGACGGAACCGCAGGCCUGAGGCCGCCCGCAGAGAGCAGUGUUAUAAUCAUCUAAGGAGCCCAGAGCCAGGGGGAUCCGUCGCUGACCUGUUCUGAACCCAAGCCCAAGAGCCCCGGUCCUAGUGUCCGCCCCGUUUCGUCUCGUCUGGCGUCCGUCCCACGGACCAUGAUGUUUCGCGACCAGGUGGGAGUCCUGGCCGGCUGGUUCAAGGGGUGGAACGAGUGCGAGCAGACCGUGGCUCUGCUCUCCCUCCUCAAGCGGGUCAGCAAAACCCAAGCCCGCUUCCUGCAGCUCUGUCUAGAACACUCGCUGGCGGAAUGCACUGAGCUGCACGUUCUAGAAGGAGAAGCCAACAAUCCAGUGGUCAUCAGCCAGUGGCAGGGCGAGACCAAAGAGCGGGUCAUCUCGCUGGUGCUGAGCCACCUGCCGCUGCUGAAGCCGGGCAACGCGGAGGCCAAGGGAGAGUACAUGCGUCUGCUGCCCAAGAUCCUGGCGCACACCAUCGAGCACGGCCGGCACCUGGAGGAGAGCCGGCAGCUGCUGUCCUACGCCCUCAUCCACCCGGCCACCUCCCUGGAGGACCGCUCGGCCCUGGCGCUCUGGCUCAACCACCUGGAGGAGCGCGCCGCGUCCAGGGGAGACUCGCUGGAGCGAGGGAGCGGAGGAGGAGGAGGCGUGACGUCGGUGGCCGGACAGCAGGGUGGACAUCACGGUGGUGGCGGGGGUGGUGCCCGGCACAUUACCUGUACGCACGCCCACCACCAUGGCUCGACGACCCGGCUCAACGGCUGGCAGGGCUCGCGGGACUCGGGGCUGGGCAGUUGGCAGCCGCCGCAGGGAUGCGAGAACGGACACCUCAGCCUGUACCCAUCCGCCUCCGUGCCUGCCACCAUCAACACCGUGGGCACCGGACAGGGCACCAACGCCAUCCUGUCUGGCGGGCAGCACAGUCCCCUGAAGCGCUCCGUGUCUCUGACCCCUCCCAUGAGCGGGCCGUCCUGCGCGCCUCUGGGCCACGGCUGGCUGUCGCAGGAGGACCUGCGCGCUCGCGGAGGCGGCGGUGGCGGUGGUGUUGUCAUGGCGCCGGACCACGCGCCCCUCUCCCCCCAGAGCAGCGUGGCGUCCUCAGGCAGUGGCGGCAGCGAGCACCUGGACGAAGGCUCCGGACUGGUCGGAGUGGCGCUACGCAGCACCUUUCACGAGGAGGGGAGCGGUAUGCGGGAUGUGCCAGCGUGGCUAAAGAGUUUGCGUCUCCAUAAGUACGCCUCCCUCUUCUCCACCAUGACGUACGACGAGAUGAUGUCACUGACCGAGGAGCAGCUGGAGUCACAGAAUGUCACCAAAGGGGCCAGGCAUAAGAUCAUCAUCAGCAUACAGAAGCUGAAGGAGAGACAGAACAUGCUACGCUCCCUGGAAAAGGACGUUCUGGAGGGGGGGAACCUGCGUGCUCCUCUGCAGGAGCUCCACCAGAUGAUUCUCACACCCAUCAAAUCCUUCAGCUCCGACGAGCCUUCCCAGCAUCCUCUGCUUGGGCCUGAGGGCAAGACCGGACUCCCAGCCUCCCACCUGGCUGCAGGAGAGGCCGAGUCCAGCACCACCAUCAUCUCUGAAGGGGACAUUCCUGGCCAGUUCACCCGGGUCAUGGGCAAAGUGUGCACACAGCUCCUGGUAUCCCGGUCGGAUGAGGAGAAUAUUAGUUCUUACCUGCAGCUCAUUGAUAAGUGCCUGAUUCAUGAGGCUUUCACAGAGACACAGAAGAAGCGCCUGUUGUCAUGGAAACAGCAGGUGCAGAAGCUGUUCCGCUCGUUUCCACGGAAAACUCUCCUGGACAUGGCAGGGUACCGCCAGCAGAGGAGCCGUGGUUUCGGCCAGUCCAGCUCGCUGCCGACGGCCGGCUGUGUGGGCAGCGGUGUGUCGGCGCGGCGGAACCUGCGGCAGUUCGGAAUGCCGUCCCGGAGUCUUCCUGGGGCGCGGCUCGGCCUGCUGGGCACCGCCGGACUCCUCGGACCUACCCCACGCAGCUCCAGCAGUACACCCACCGCACUCAAACAGGGACGCCAGGGUCUGUGGUUUGCCAACCCGGGCGGCAGUAACAGCAUGCCGAGUCGCAGUCACAGCUCAGUCCAGCGGACGCGCUCUCUGCCUGUACACACCAACCCCAACACCAUGGUCAUGUUCCAGCAGGCAGAUUCGCAGGUGCCCGUGACUGAGCCAGACAUCAACAACCGCCUGGAAUCUCUGUGUCUGAGUAUGACUGAACACGCUCUCGGAGAUGGCGUAGACCGGACUUCCACCAUCUGAGGGCAGCGAUGUGGAGACCCAGGAAGGCAGAGCUUCCCUGCCGGAGGCCGCGGGAAAGGUCACCCUGAAGUCACCAAGCCCAACCCCACCCAACCUGCACCACCGGCCAACCCCCAGCCACCCCCACCUGCACAUGCACAUGCACAACCCGCUAGCCAAUGGGAGAGGCAGAAGCCGGGAAGGGGUGGAUCCAAUUAGUGCCAUUUUCAGUUGACAGAGGGAGAAUGAAAGAGGGAGAAUUCACUAAGGCCGGUUCCACUGCCAUUAUGUCCACACUUGAAGCAUAUUCACACAUCAAGGCCUUUUUAAAAAAAAAAAAAAGAAAGAAAAGUAAAAAAGUCACUACACACGUGUCAAAGGAAAGAGUGUGACACCUAGACACCUAGACAUACAACACCUUCAAAGAGCUUCACGCUUUGGGCGAGUGUGUAACCUAGACACCUAGACAUACAACACCUUCAAAGAGCUUCACGCUUUGGGCGAGUGUUUGCCACCGAUGUUUGACGUCCGAUGGUCAGUGUGAGGGAGGUCUGGACACGCUGGACAAGAUGGUGCGAGCGUCACAGGGGGGUAUGAGGGCAGGCCAUAGUGCCCCCCUAUGCACCACCACCACCACCUCCCCACAACCCCACCACCUCCAUCACACAAACACACCUCUGCCCCCCCUCCCCUCCACACACACACACACACACACACACACACCCUCUCUGUAACACACGCCUGUACACACCCUUCCUUGUAAAAACAGAGUGCACCCAGCCAACAUCAAAGCAGCCAUGCUAGCGUAACAUAGCGCUAGUUCCAGUUCACUAAAGCAGCCAUGCUAGCGUAGCGUAGUGCUAGUUCCAGUUCACUACAGCAGCCAUGCUAGCGUAGCGUAGUGCUAGUUCCAGUUCACUACAGCAGAGGAGUACGCACCCCUGGGCAACGCAAAUAGUCUCUGCUGUUUUUAGAGUGUUUCCAGCAAACACACAGGGCUCUGGGAGAAAUAUUUGCUCUGUAAAGGUGCGCAAAUACAACAUUUUGCAAAUAUAUAUAUAUAUGUAUAUAUAUAUAUUUAUGUAUAUGUAUAUAUAUAAUGUUUACAUGGGAUGCUACUUUGAAGGGUACAGGAAGAGUUUGACAAAUUUCAGGUAUGAAUGUUUUCCAUGAUUUUUUUUUUUUUUUUUUUUAACGCCACUACAAAUGUAUUUAAUUCUUCUCUCAAUCAGCCAUUGUCGUAGUUUACAAUUCAGUGGGAGUCUUUUCUUAUUUUAUUUGUUUCACUGGUUGAUUUAUUUUAAGGAAGUCCUGCGGGAUUGAUGACGAUGUGAAGUGAAGGCCAGAGUAGAGCGAUAGAAAGUGAAGUAAGAAGGGAUGGAAUGCGGACGUUGACGUUUGGGAUUUUUAAUGUUUGCUAAAAAUCGGUGAGGUUAUAAGUGACGUGGGGCUAUCAGUAUGUUGUCUCGGUGUGAGGGUAAGUGAGGGGUCAGUUGGUCAGGAGAGAUUUCUGGGGAAAGUGUGAGGUGGCACUCAGUGAAAGUAAAUGGAAUCAGGUCAUUGGUGUUGUGUUCUUAAGCUACUUGUCCUUCCACCAUUUUGUUUUUAACAGUUUGCAUAUGGGUUCCGUCAAACUGGAUCGAGCUCUUUGGAUAUUCUGCAGUGAACAGGUGGUCAUGCAGCCCUUCCCUAGCGGAGCUAGUGGUCAUCGUUUGAGCUGCCUCCCUCCGCGUUAGAGUUGUAAUAUCCACACAGGGCUUUCAGAUGUGUGUGUGAGUGUGUUUGGGUGUGUUACAGGUUCAAGUGACAUAAUGUCAGUGUACUUGGGGCAUAUGGAGCUCUGUAUAUUUUUGCUUUAAUUGACCUGAGGUCAGAAAUAGUGUUUUUUAUCUUUUAAAAACAAACAGUGAAUUGCACACAUGAACUGACAGAAAGACAGAGCGAGGUUUAUGCUGAUUUUCACAGGGUGUCAGACCGAGAGGACUCUACUCGCCCAUCCUGCGUCCAAGCUCUAUUCCGCAGAGCUGUCGUUCACUGUGGGAAAGAUUUUCUUUAGUGAUUAUCUCCAUCUGGUGGCCAAAAGUGGUAGUACAGUACUUCUGCACACUAUGAUAGGUAGUUGUUCUUUUUAUUUUUUUAAUUUUAGACAAAACGAAGCUAGUCGUGUGGCUAGUCGUGUCCUGUAUACUGGUUUCCAGUUGCGUCUUAAUUUAAGUCGUUAGUUAUUUGUGUUUGUGCUAUUUGAUGGAUUUUAAUCAGUGUCGAUGCGAUGAUAAUGAAUAAGCUCUGCAUCAGCAGGUUAUCUGCCACUGUGGUUUUUCACACUUGAAGAUCCUUUGUAUCUUCUGUUCAAAAAGGGGCUCAGAUUUGUUUAAAUCUAAAAGCUUUUUUUGUUUUUAUUUCAAAUUUGUUUGAAUAUGUCAAGGGCCGUUUCAAGCCCUUUUUAAAUGAGGGUUGAAUUUUUUUUUUUCUUGUUCAUUUGUUUUAGCGCUUUAAAAGUUAUUGUUUUUUUUUGUGUGUGUUUUGUUUUGUUUCUGUAGACCGUCUCUCGGGGACGAGGUGGGGUGGAGGGGGACUGGUGUAAACCAGACUCACAUAGAGGAUAGUUCCGGAACAAAUCUAGCCCUGAUGCUGGCCAGAACCAGCCACCAGAGGAGACAGACAGACACACACACACACACACACACAAAGAGCAAGGCUCUCUUCCAGAACCAUGCUAUCUGUCAUGCAAUGCAGAGCGAUCCUCAGAGUGUGACGGCUCUAAGAUGGUCGAGGUCAGUGUCCGCCCCCUCUCCCCUGGUGGUGAUGACCCCGCUGGUGCCCCCUGGCGUAGAGACUCCCUCUAGUGCGCAACAUGCGUAAUGGCGGCGCGCAGCAGUGCAGCGGCUUCUCCAGCUCCCGGUGUAACUGGGAAAAACCAAAUACUGUCUCUAGUGACCCCUCUGCUGUGACCCCUCUGCUGUGACCCCUCCGCUUGGUGCCCCCUCUGCUGUGACCCCUCUGCUGUGACCCCUCUGCUGUGACCCCUCCCGCUUGGGUGCCCCCUCUGCUGUGGACCCCUCUGCUUGGUGCCCCCUCUGCUUGGUGACCCCUCUGCUGUGACCCCUCUGCUGUGACCCCUCCGCUUGGUGCCCCCUCUGCUGUGACCCCUCUGCUGUGACCCCUCUGCUUGGUGACCCCUCUGCUUGGUGCCCCCUCUGCUGUGACCCCUCUGCUUGGUGCCCCCUCUGCUUGGUGCCCCCUCUGCUUGGUGACCCCUCUGCUGUGACCCCUCUGCUGUGACCCCUCUGCUUGGUGCCCCCUCUGCUUGGUGACCCCUCUGCUUGGUGCCUGUUCAAAGACGCCCCCCUGAAACCAUCCAUGCUUGGGUGAAAUUGCCCAAAUGGAUUCCUUCUUACAGCGUGCCCUGGCCUCUUGUCAGAGCUGACAGAGGGAGACGGGACGAGUUAACGAGCAGAAAAGAUGAGUGCAGAACGCCUUGCCUCCUCUAUGCCCAGUAAGAUGAGUGCAGAACGCCUCCUCUUCUCUCCUCUCCUCUCCUCUACACAGAGUAUUAAAAGGGAGGCAGGGAGAGAGAGCGAUUGUGUGUUAUGCACAGUGACAGGUCUAUCCAUGUUUGGGUGAAAUUGCCCAAAUGGAUUCCUUGUGUUUUGAGCCGGUGUGAGGGCUUGUGUGUGUGUGUGUGUGUGUGUGUGUGUGCAUGUGUGUGUGUGUGUGUUUAGUGAAUCGUUGUGGCGCCACGUCCGAGUGGUCUGUCACAGCUAGGUGAUUUGCCUUUAGCUCAAAGAGGAGAGAGAGAGUGUGUGUGUGUGUGUCUCCAAGGAGACAAUGGGUCACUCCUGUCCGAGUGAGUCUUCUGCCGCCUUCCUGUGCAUGCCCAGCCUUAAGCAGGAGUGUGACUUUAAGCGUUGCGUUAAAAGCAGGAGUUUGACUUUAAGCAUUGCAUUAAAAGCAGGAUUGUUACUUUAAGCAUUGCGUUAAAAGCAGGAGUGUGACUUUAAGCAUUGCGUUAAAAGCAUGUCAGCUAAUGUUUUGGCAUAGCUAUGGAACCAUUGCCUGGCUUCAUGUGUCAUUAUAACAGGUGCCUCUUUGUCUGAGAUUUUAUAAACUUUUAUAAACUUACACAGACGUUGAAGCCCCAUCUCACUGCCAUUUGAAUAGAUAUUAUUAGCUCAUUCAAAUAAUUAUUUAUUCUUGUUUUUUUCUAUUAAUGUUUCAGAGAUGACUAUUGUAUUCGUUAGGUGUAUUAUUUAAGAUACCAUAUAUAUUAACUUGCUAUGGCUGGUAACCAUAUGUACAUCUCAAAUAUCAACAUAGUUAUUUUUGUUUUAUUUUGAACUAUAAUCUCCAUGUGUAUUUGAUAGUUUUGAAAGAUAGACAUAUCAGUCGUUUCUCUCAGACUUCUUUCCUUUGCUGAUGAUGAGACACUUCAGUAGUAGUCCUCAGUGCCUAUGGUAAGUGUGGAGGGAGUAGUUUGUUUGGCUUGUUGUGAUGGGAGAGCUCCUGGUCAGCUCCUGGUCAGUGCAGUCAGGUGACCGAGUGCCUGAGGUACUCACACAGAGCUACAGGUCACCGAAAGCUGUUGUUGUUAUUGUUGUUUUCAUUGUUUUAUUUUUUUUUUCCAAAUGUCAAAAACACUUUCUACAUGGAACCAUGUCACCUCAGCGAAACUGAAUAAAAAACUACCAGACAAAGCAAACGCAUGGCGAUGAGCAACAGACACAAAGUAUCACGUAGACCGCGUGUCUCUGGCGAACGCUUGGACACGAUGAGGGACACGCAGAGACAGAGACCGCUCUGUGUGCUCUGCACUGCGCUAUUCUCCCAGACGCAAAAAAAUCCCAGACAGGAGAAACAGGCCCUGGCCCGGCCACACCAUGCCAAUCCACAUGUCUGCCACCAGGGGGCGCCAGAUGGACCCAUGGGAUGAGAUUUGGGCCCCCACCCCCCGUGUCCAGGGACUCUCAUGGUGUGUGCCAUCUAUACUCGUCUUGGCCAAAGUCCUUUUUGGGAACGUGCUAGAGGCACAUCAGAGUCAGAGACGCUCUGGAGGCGCUGGCUGUUGGAGAGAUGAGGUGUUGGUAUAAGAGCUCAGAUGGAGUUUUGGUAUGAGAGCUCAGAUGGGGUGUUGGUAUGAGAGCUCAGAUGGGGUUUUGGUAUGAGAGCUCAGAUGGGGUGUUGGUAUGAGAGCUCAGAUGGGGUGUUGGAAUGAGAGCUCAGAUGAGAUGUUGGAAUGAGAGCUCAGCCUCCAGUGGACGCGAAGCUGGCACGUCUCCUUUAAGUGCAAACAGCUGAUAACAUAGGUCACCUGUGCAGAGUGGACGCUGCAAACCCACAGUAUUACUGUUUAGAUGCUACCUUGAUAUUCCAAAAAAAAUGAUAUAUACUAUUUAAUUUAGUGUAAAUGAAGCCUUUUUUUUACAGUUUCUUUAGUUUGUUUUGUUUUUUCAAGAAUCUGCAUGUUAGUCCUAUUGCAUUGUCUAUGUGAUGAGAUGUGUUUUCUUUUGUUUUUCAGUUUUGUUUUAUAAACUCAUGCAUCCAUACUGUAAUGGCCCUGCCGCUUUACUGUGCCGCUCCUUGGAUUUUUCUAUUUUUUUUUGUUUUUUUGUUAUUCUCAAGAGCCGAUGUCCUGUAUUGACUGCAGGCUUACAUAUAUAUAAAUAUAUAUUUUAAAAAGAAUAUCUUACGUUUAAAAAAAAAAACACCAAAAAUGUACUAAAAAGAAUGGGAAAAAGACAAAAAAUAUGUAAUUUAUAUUUUAGAAAUGCAUGCAAGAGGCUGGGAAGUCAUACUUAGGAUAACAAAUGGCAGUGCCUUUUUUGUACUCUGACAUUUACCCAAAAUGUAAAUGGUUUUAUAUGGACUUUAAAGUGUAAUAAUAUUUCAGAGGAAAGCAACUACAGAUGUGUUUGGCGGCUGGCUGGCGAAUGGUGACAUCAUUACAAACCACAAACAUUAUUGGUUCAGAGACAGCAUACUCUCCUGCUGGGGUUGCAGACAGACGAGACACAACAGCUUUACUUGUUUUCGUGCCGGUCCCAGCGAUGUCAGCUUCUUGGGCUCCAGUACUCUGUAGGUACUUUCAAUGCUGAUAUGAAGUAAAGAGAUACACCUGACUGUACAACAAACAAACAGAUGUAUAUAUAAAUAUAUAUUAUAUAUAUUUGUCUAUGUGUGUGUGACUAUGUGUUGGUGUGUGUGUGUGUGUGAGAGUAUGGAUUGUGUCUUCUGUAAGUGUAUACAUAUGUCCUAUGUCCUCAGAAAACAAAAAUACCAGUAAUGCUGCGCCCACUAUUUUCCUCUUUUUUUCUUCUUUCCUCUAAGGAUGACUUAAACGCACGUACAGUAGGGUGUCAUGAGUCCUGGGGGCAGGGAGUCCAAGUCUGUACUUAAACGCACAUACAGUAGGGUGUCAUGAGUCCUGGGGGCAGGGAGUCCAAGUCUGUACUUCGCUUAUGACUCUGGGAUCCCGUACAGUGCAGUAGUUCACAGAUCUGGACUGAUCCGUUUCUACUGACUCUCCAUUGAAGGCUCUCCCUGCUAGAGCUCUCGUGGAGUGGGAACCCCUCGACACACCUACACCGUGUCAUGUCCAGUCCCACGGGCAGACGGGAUGAUUCAGUGACGACCGAUUCAGCUGCUGAAGUCCAUUAGAAUCCGUGGAAUUCAGCAACUAAACGUCUGAUUGUAUUAUCACAUUAACCUGUCCAGAGAUCCCAAACGCGUACACUACAUACAUAUAUAUACCCAUGGUUCAUAUACGCCGCGUAUCUUCAGUGGAGACUCCAUUCAUGCGUUGUGUGCAUUAGAAUGUGUGUGUGUGUGUGUGUGUGUGUUAUGUUGUGAGACAGAACGUUGUGUACUGUGUGUACAACUGAUGGGAGAGACGUGGUGUGUAAUCUGUCGGGGAGCUGUCAUGAUUUUGAAUGUCCUUUUUUGUUUGUCGUUUGUUUGUUGUUGUUGUUCUAUGGGGUCUGUGUUACAUGCUUGAUGUCUUUGUAAUAACCACAGACAAAAAAGUAUUAAAGAGUAACUUUGGAAAAA